GCUGGGUAUCUCGUCAUGUGAAUGUGAUACUUGCCCAUCAUACAAACAAAUGUUUUUGCUGAAUUUAUUUGAAUAUUUAUUAGAAGGGCAUGAUAAAUACUUUUGAAUGGACUUUUAUUUUAUUACAGAACAAAAGCUCGUCCAUAUGUCUGAAAUGAUCAUUCGGGUAGAGUGCGAAUCAUCUUCCACACUUAAUUAAUUAAUUGAAUUAUUAUUAGAAAUAACAACAUUGUUCUAAAAUAUAUAUAGAAAAUAUAAACAGUCAAGUUCCGGAAGUAAAAAUUCCAUUAAUUUUCUCCGUGGAACUGUUCUUUUAUUUCUGCAACUUCAGAUUCUUAUAUUAAUAUCUUUCACAUAUGUGUUUUCAUUUAUAAGAUAUAUUCAAGUGAAGGGAAUAUUCCAGAGCAUUUUAAUACUUAUUUGAAAUAAAUUCACAGGUUAAUUGUUAUUUAACUCAUCAAUUUUCAAAUUUUCAUCCUCCUUAAUUUCUCACUUGUAUCAAAUUCUGGAAUGGUUUAUUCCAUCUGGCCAAAUAAUGUUAUUCUUUAAUAUGUUAUAAACGAUGCUUAAAAGAGCAUAUUAUUGCUGCCUUAUAAUAUUUUUCAUGCAUCUUACAACGGUGUUUGUUUCUUAUCUUUGGUUUUUGAUAUAUGCUGUUAUUAAAUUGUUGAUAUCUGUAAUUGUAUUUUCACUAGUUAAAUGUCACCAUAGGCUGCCAUUCAAAAUCAAUUGUUGAUAUCAAGAAUUAAUUUCUUACUAGUAACAAUUUAAUUCUUGAUAUCAGAAAUACAAUUCUUACUAGUAAAAAUGUCUAUUCUUGAUAUCAACAAUUUAAUUCUUGAUAUCAACAAUUAGCAUUUUAACUAGUGAAAAUGUAAUUGUUGAUAUCAAGAAGUCAUAUCCUGAGAAUGAAUAAAAGUUAAAACGGCUUGCCAUAGUAGGAAAGAUAGGCCACUAUAAAAAACCACGACGGCGUCGGAUUCACGAGGCAUCUUUUCAGCGUCUGUAAUUAACGCACGCGUGAAAUAAUACGUCGUCUCUGCGUCGUGACGUGUGCGUCAUUUCCAUGACAACCGCCGAGGCUUCGACCGACAACAACAACAAAGAAACAUGGACGACGAUCAGAGCGCGGAGGAGACGGCGUUCGUGGUGGAAGAAGUGAGCAGCAUCGUGAAGGAGUCUCUGGAGGCUGUGAUCGGCAGAAACCCGUACGAACACAAGCGUGUGAACCAGUGGAUGUCCAGCGUGGUGGAGCAGUGCCUCGGUCAGCUCAGCAAACUCGGCAAACCCUUCAAAUACAUCGUCACAUGCAUUAUAAUGCAGAAGAACGGCGCAGGACUGCAGUCGGCUUCUUCAUGUUUCUGGGACAAUACUACAGAUGGCAGCUGCACGGUCCGAUGGGAAAACAAACACCUGUACUGCAUCGUCAGUGUGUUCGGACUCGCCAUCUAGACUCAAACACAAGCUUCAGUAUUCCUGCAUUCAGACUCGCGCCGUUCAAUAAAAGCACACGAAUUCACCUCUUAAAAACGUCUGCAGAGUUUAUUCCACAUUCACUCAGACAUCACAAGCAGCUCGUCGUCUGGACCGAGCUCAGCGGCUUUAGGAAUGAUCUCAUGUACAUGUGGAAAGGCACAGCGAACCGCCAUCACACGGUGCUUCUGGGACAUUUCAUAAAGUCCAGCGUCACAUCAGACGGAUCAAGCACUCAUCAACCUGCUGCUUUAAACCGUCAUCAGAGUGAACCAACAGUGCGUACAAAACAAAAACAAGGCGCUUCUGUCCACAACGGGACCCUGGAAGUGAUUCAGACCCACAAAAUAACCGUAAACACACAAAAACAUGUACAGGAAACACAAUAAGACAGGAAUGUGAGAAAAAAAAAGGCUUUUGGAACGAUAAA
This is a messenger RNA of Onychostoma macrolepis, 1903 nucleotides long. It is a transcript of the gene dynlt1b, whose product is annotated as dynein light chain Tctex-type 1b. Gene Ontology annotation, molecular function: dynein intermediate chain binding. The transcript is spliced from 5 exons. Lineage: Eukaryota; Metazoa; Chordata; Actinopteri; Cypriniformes; Cyprinidae. The record is from RefSeq and is a predicted model, not a curated record. The coding region runs from base 1111 to 1452 and encodes 113 amino acids. Gene Ontology annotation, biological process: microtubule-based movement. Gene Ontology annotation, cellular component: cytoplasmic dynein complex; cytoplasm.